GAGAGGAAGAGAGUGAUCAAAUGAGGGAGAAGUUUGCUGUGCCAGAAAGUGACCAUUUGACAUACCUUAAUGUUUACCUGCAGUGGAAAAAUAAUAACUAUUCCACUAUUUGGGCUAAUGAACACUUUAUCCAUGCGAAGGCUAUGAGAAAGGUCCGAGAGGUUCGUUCCCAGUUAAAGGAUAUAAUGAUGCAACAGCGUAUGAAUAUUGUAUCCUGUGGUACUGACUGGGAUAUCAUCAGAAAAUGCAUCUGUGCAGCAUACUUUCACCAGGCUGCAAAACUCAAGGGUAUUGGAGAGUAUGUGAAUGUGAGAACAGGCAUGCCAUGCCACUUGCACCCGACGAGUUCACUUUUUGGCAUGGGUUACACCCCAGAUUAUAUUGUAUACCAUGAACUAGUGAUGACUUCAAAGGAGUACAUGCAGUGUGUUACUGCAGUGGAUGGGGAGUGGCUUGCUGAACUUGGACCAAUGUUUUACAGUGUCAAGCAAGCUGGUAAAACUCGACAGGAAAAUCGUCGUCGUGCCAAAGAAGAAUUGUCUUCUAUGGAAGAAGAAAUGGCUAUGGCACAGGAGCAACUACGGGCACGCAAGGAGGAACAAGAGAAAAAGAAUAUUCUAAAUAGUGCAAGGUCUGUCAAGAUUUAUACUCCAGGACGGAGGGACCCAGGAACACCAAUGACUCCACGACACACCCCAGCACGCUUUGGACUUUGAUUGUUAUCUAAUUUUGUUUUUUAUGUUUUUUUAAUUUUGUACAAAAUAUGUUUAAAUAUUCGUGGCUUCAAAUCUAUAUUUGUAUAUUACCACAUUUUUCUAGUGCCUCAGAAUAACAGUAUUUGUGUUUAUAAUGUAGCACUUGAGCUUUUCAUUGCACCAUAGUCAAGUGCUAGUGAUUGAAAAAUUCAAGUUUGUCAUCACAAUGGAUGGUACACGGGUUCAUGUGACAAUAGUUUUGUUGCUGCCAUCAUUGGCUUUGCCGUAGAUCUACGUGCCCUCAACACUGGGUCAGCUAAUUGUGUGCGUAUACAAGAUGUAUGGAAAACCUGUCCAUUCCAGUGGAUCUCUUGUCAUUUUUACUUUUUAUGCAAGAAUUGUUUCACUGUUCAAAUGUUACCCAUUCUCAUACUUAGAUUUUCUGUUUUUUGUUAAGUUCUGGACAUCUGUUUCUCAUGAUUUUACAAUGCUAUGCAACUCUACUCCUCAAAAAAUUAUUUAAACUGUCAUCUCUAAGGACUGUGCAAAAUAAUUUUAACUUGGCUGUAAUUUUGAUCCAUUGGAGAGUUAAUUCAACACACAUUAUGAAAGAGAACAAUACAAAGGGAAAUGAGCAAUCCCCUAUUUCUUGACUUUUCAGUGAAGCAUCUCACCUUAUGGGGCGUUAUCUGACCCGGCUGACGUAUCAGUGCCAAUCAGUGAUAUUCUCCAGGGACCGUUGGAGUUAUCAUAUUGUAUAAGUAGCAAGAUUGAUGGAAUAUGCUAUCCCUUCCUGUUUGAAUGACAAGUUUUGUUAACUACUCUAAAUGUCCUUGCAUUGUAUUUCCUCUUUCUUUUCUGUCCUUGAAUUUGUCCAGCCAGCCAGGCUUUUGAGCGUUAGUAUUUGGUGAGAAAUCCUUAUGAGUGUAACUCUAUCAGGGAGAAACUACUUUUUGCUCUCUUGGUAAAACACAACUGGUUUUCUCUUCAUGACUUUGAGGUAACAGCAAUUUUUGCCUAUUUGUAAAUUCUGUACAAUUUAGGGGUAACUUCUGUGGGAGAGGUUUGUGAUGCAAUCUAUGUAUCUUCAGACCAUAAGAAAAGGAACAUAAGUAGGCUUGACUUGCAGUUCAGAACUGCAGGUCCUUUCGUUUUUCUAAUGCAUGGCUUUAUUUGAAUCCAUUUGAAUAUUCAUGAGGCUGUAAGCAGGAAAACAAGUUUCUUGAUUUUUUUGUAACAGUACUGUGCCUUCAACAAGUGCAAGUAUGUGUUUAAUUUCUUCAGAUUUCAAUCUGGGAUCAAUACAUUAUUGUAUUUCAAUUUAUUUUACACUUCUUUUCAAUCUUGAAAGGAGUUCCAGCCUCCUCCAAUAUGCUCAUUUCUCUGAACUUACUGUUCAUUAACUAAGACCCUAAAAUGCCACUGUUUAUCUUGAACAGAAAAUUGGGUUUACUUCACCUCUCCAGUAAUUUCUGGCUGAGGUCCCUUCAUACUUUACAAUUGUUUCACCCGGCUUGAUUUUUUAACACGUGAGCUGUUCUGUACUUUUGGCUAUUUCAUGAAAAUAUGCUAUCCUUUGUGACAGGUGUUUCAAAUCAAUUAAAGAAAGGGGUAUCUGUGA
Molecule: messenger RNA, 2316 nt
Organism: Rhincodon typus (whale shark)
Lineage: Eukaryota; Metazoa; Chordata; Chondrichthyes; Orectolobiformes; Rhincodontidae
Product: pre-mRNA-splicing factor ATP-dependent RNA helicase PRP16-like
Exons: 6
Coding region: 21-716 (231 amino acids)
Biological process (GO): mRNA splicing, via spliceosome
Cellular component (GO): spliceosomal complex; intracellular anatomical structure
Molecular function (GO): RNA binding
Source: RefSeq, a predicted model, not a curated record